Sebastes umbrosus (honeycomb rockfish) is the source of this 615-nucleotide messenger RNA. Its product is annotated as cytochrome c oxidase subunit 7A2, mitochondrial. The record is from RefSeq and is a predicted model, not a curated record. Bases 149 to 400 code for a protein of 83 amino acids. Gene Ontology annotation, biological process: regulation of oxidative phosphorylation; mitochondrial electron transport, cytochrome c to oxygen; mitochondrial respirasome assembly. The transcript has 4 exons. NCBI's taxonomy places the organism in Eukaryota, Metazoa, Chordata, Actinopteri, Perciformes, Sebastidae.
GGUGGGGGCAGCAGAGCGAGCAGGAUGAACACAGCCUGCCGUUAAUACCCGAGUAGAAGAAGAGGCAGAAGCGGAAGUGGUGUUCGUGUGUCCUUGUGAGUCAGAGAGGCUAACGGCUAACGGCUAACGGAUUAUAAAGAUCAUAAAGAUGAACAGACACGUGUUUGGUCUCCAGCAGCUGGUGAGGAGGAGCAUCUGCAGCUCGGCCCGCCGGCGGGUCGACAACAAGGUCCCCCAGAAACAGAAGAUGUUCCAGGAGGACAACGGGAUGCCGAUUCAUUUAAAAGGAGGCAGCGUCGAUGCUCUGCUGUACAGAACAACGAUGGCCCUCACCAUCCUGGGAGCCGGAUAUGUUGUGUAUGAACUGGUGAAGGCGGCGUUCCCUCAGAAGAAAGGCUAACUCCACCGCUACAGCUGUUUACCUACUUACAUUUUAAAACCACCGGCCAGCCGCUCUAUAUUGUGUAAAAAACCUAGAUGCUAAUCCUCCGUCUGUGCCGGGCUCUGUUUCCUGUCAUGAUGGGAUGUUGUUUUAUGUUCAUGGGAUCAAUAUUUAUUUCUUGCACUCUGUGAUAACCUGAGGAUCAAUAAAAAAAAUACCUCUCAUGACCAAAA